CAUGACCUGCACAUGUACCCCAGAACUUAAAGUAUAAUAAAUAAAUAAAAAAAGAAUAGCAGAAAAAAAGUACUUAUCAUAGAGGGUUGUAAUGAGUGUUAAAUGUGUUAAUACAUGUGUAGUACUUAGAACUCUGUGCCUUGACCCAGAGUAAGGGCUGUGCUACUAUGUGCAAUUAUCAGAUGAGACUGGCAGCAUCUUCUGACCUUAGGGACAUUUACUCUCUCUCUCCCUCUGUGUCUCAUUAUGGUCUGGAAAACUUCUGAUGUAGGCUCUGUAGCUGAUUCUUUCUCCAAUCAGUUACUCUGGACUAAAAGCAUUUCCCUUUCUACCAGCAGCCAGAUAAAGCCAAAUUCAGGCCACGAUCUGUGAUUUACAUGUUAGUCACUUUUAGAGGAACAAGAAUAACUGCUCUGUCAUUUAGGGUUGCCACUGAGGAGAUGCCUGCAUUGGAAAGACACAGCUUAUGUCACUAAAGAAGCUUCUGGGGCCAGUUUCCCUUAUCCCCAUGGCAGGGUGCAAACUUUUGGGCUUGCAGGACCAACAUCCCUCAUUGGUUUGGGAGAGGUGUGUGUGUGUGGAUCUGCCUCACAAUGGUCUGUCUGGGCCCUUACCUCAUGUCACAUGUUGGCAUUUGUUUGGCCAAUAAGACUGUAGCACACCCACCAGCUUCAGUCCCCACUUGGACUUACCUUUGAUGUCACAAUCUGAACUGUGGGUAUUAAUCUGGUUACAGCUGCUCACAGACCAGAUGGCAAGGUCAGGGGACUAGCACUGGGAGAUGUGGAAGAGAAGUAACCAUCAACCCAAGAUCAAAGCAGAGGAUGGACCUCCGGCGGGCCAGUUCAAGGUCCUGGGUUCAGUUGUAGAACCUGCCAUGCCACCUCUAGAGCUGUCAGAACUCCAGAGCUUCCAGGUAUGUGAGGACAUUAGGCUUCACAUCAAGGAAGUGGGAGCUCCCUUGGUCAAGAAAGUCAAUGCCGUUUUUCAGCUGGACAUUACCAAAGAUGGGAAGACAGUUCUGCAGUGGACCAUCGAUCUGAAGAAUGGUUCUGGGGACAUGUAUCUGGGACCUGCCAGGCUCCCAGCAGACACUGUCUUCACAAUUCCGGAGCCCGUCUUUAUGGAGAUGGUUUUGGGCAAACUGAACCCGCAGAAGGCUUUCCUUGCUGGCAAGUUCAAAGUGAGUGGCAAGGUUCUGCUUAGCCAGAAGCUGGACAGGGUUUUCAAAGACUGGGCUAAAUUUUAAGCAUGCAAAAAUACCAAAGAAGAACUUCUCUUCGAUGAUAAUGUCCCGUGGAAAUCAUGCUUAAUCUGAAGAUUAAAGUAAAAAGUAUCCAGUAUUUUUACUCAAA
Molecule: messenger RNA, 1355 nt
Organism: Sapajus apella (tufted capuchin)
Lineage: Eukaryota; Metazoa; Chordata; Mammalia; Primates; Cebidae
Gene: SCP2D1
Product: SCP2 sterol binding domain containing 1
Exons: 1
Coding region: 782-1249 (155 amino acids)
Cellular component (GO): cytosol
Source: RefSeq, a predicted model, not a curated record